This is a messenger RNA of Arvicola amphibius (Eurasian water vole), 661 nucleotides long. RefSeq names its product allograft inflammatory factor 1 (gene Aif1). Gene Ontology annotation, cellular component: ruffle membrane; actin filament. Bases 90 to 533 code for a protein of 147 amino acids. The record is from RefSeq and is a predicted model, not a curated record. Gene Ontology annotation, biological process: actin filament bundle assembly; ruffle assembly. The transcript has 6 exons. NCBI's taxonomy places the organism in Eukaryota, Metazoa, Chordata, Mammalia, Rodentia, Cricetidae. Gene Ontology annotation, molecular function: actin filament binding; calcium ion binding.
AGGGGAAGUAGGAGAGAGGAGACUGGUGGAGACAGAGAGACCGGCAGGCUGAUCAUCUCCCACCUAACACCACCAGCACCUGCUGAGCUAUGAGCCAAAGCAGGGAUUUGCAGGGAGGAAAAGCUUUUGGACGGCUGAAGGCCCAGCAGGAGGAGGGGCUGGAUGAGAUCAACAAGCAAUUCCUGGACAAUCCCAAAUACAGCAGUGAUGAGGACCUGCCCUCUAAACUGGAAGCCUUCAAGAAGAAGUACAUGGAGUUUGAUCUGAAUGGAAAUGGAGAUAUUGAUAUUAUGUCCUUGAAGCGAAUGCUGGAGAAACUCGGGGUUCCCAAGACCCACCUAGAGCUAAAGAAAUUAAUUAGAGAGGUGUCCAGUGGCUCUGAGGAGACGUUCAGCUACUCUGACUUCCUCACAAUGAUGCUGGGCAAGAGAUCCGCCAUCCUGAGAGUGAUUCUGAUGUAUGAGGAAAAGAGCAAAGAACACCAGAAGCCAACUGGUCCCCCAGCCAAGAGAGCCAUUUCUGAGUUGCCCUAAUUGGAGGUGGAUGUCCACAUGGUGCCACUGAAGGGGCACUCUGAUAAUAGCAGCAUGGGGGGAUGGGGGCAAGAAGUAGUUGUGAGCCAGAGUCAAACUAAAUAAAUAAUGUUCCCCUCCCAGCUCAA